AUGACCGAUGAAACAGAGAAGGUGGCUGUAGAUCCUGAAACCAUGUUUAAACGUCCCAGGGAAUGUGACAGUCCUUCGUAUCAGAAAAGGCAGAGGAUGGCCCUGUUGGCAAGGAAACAAGGAGCAGGAGACAGUCUUAUUGCAGGCUCUGCCAUGUCCAAAGAAAAGAAGCUUAAGACAGGACAUGGUAUUCCACCGAGCCAAUUGGAUUCUCAGACUGAUGACUUUACUAGUUUCAGCAAAGAUAGGCUGAUGCAGAAACCUGGUAGAAAUGCACCUGUGGGAGGAAACAUUACCAGCAGUUUCUCUGGAGAUGACCUAGAAUGCAGAGAAACAGCAUCCUCUCCCAAAAGCCAAGAAGAAAUUAAUGCUGAUAUAAAACGUCAAUUAGUGAAGGAAAUCCGAUGCAUUGGACGAAAAUAUGAAAAAAUCUUCAAAAUGCUUGAAGGAGUGCAAGGACCUAUGGAAGUCAAGAAACAAUUUUUUGAAUCCAUCAUCAAGGAAGCAGCAAGAUGUAAGAGACCAGACUUUGUUAAGCACCUUAAGAAGAAACUGAAACAUAUGAUUUGA
Pongo pygmaeus (Bornean orangutan) is the source of this 570-nucleotide messenger RNA. Its product is annotated as cancer/testis antigen family 45 member A3-like. Bases 1 to 570 code for a protein of 189 amino acids. The record is from RefSeq and is a predicted model, not a curated record. The transcript is spliced from 4 exons. Gene Ontology annotation, cellular component: integrator complex. Gene Ontology annotation, biological process: snRNA 3'-end processing. Lineage: Eukaryota; Metazoa; Chordata; Mammalia; Primates; Hominidae.